CAAAGAAGCCAAUAGAUUCUCUCUCUCUCUCUCUUUGUUCACUUUUCUUUCCUCAAACUUUGCUGCAUUUCCUUACUUUCUCUCUCUUAAAUCAGAAACAAACCUGUCCUUCUAUUGCUAUAAAAGUGAACUCCAUUUUCCCUCAGAUCUCCUCCACACCAAACCUCUCUCUCUCUUUCCCUCUCUCCUCAUUUCAAAGAAUCAAGAAUAAGCAAAGAACAAGACCAGAAAAAAUGGAGGUUUCGACGAGAAAGCCUUAUUUCAUAGAAGAAGAAGACGAUGGAUUAGCUUCUCUAGCUGAGAUGGAAGCUGGGGUUUCGAGUCCUUGUUAUUACAAAAACAUGACGAAGAUGAAUCAGUACCAUCCUCAGAGCUAUUAUUACCAUAAGUACUCUGUUUCAUCACCCAGAUCUGUUGUUGUCCCUGGAAAAUUCCACGAUUUUAGACUCGACAAUAGCUGUUACGGACAAUCACUUCCUCAUUUCUUGGACUCUUGUUUCCUCUGCAAGAAGCGUCUUGGUAAUAACAGAGACAUCUUCAUGUACAGAGGAGACACACCGUUCUGUAGCGAAGAGUGUAGAGAAGAACAGAUAAAGAGAGACGAAGCAAAGGAGAAGAAACAGAAUCUGUCUUCUUCUGUGAAAGCUAUGAGAAGAAAUGAGAAACGAAGCUCUUCUUCUUCUCCUACUAGAUCUCGUGACUAUGCUUUCCAUACUGGAACUGUUGCUGCUGCUUAAUUCGAUUCCUCUUUAAUUAAUAUUGGAAAAAACCAAAAAAAAGAAAGAAGAGAAUCCUUUAAAGCCAAUUUGCUGUAAAAACUGGUUAAUUUUGAAUUUGAAAACUCUGGGAAACAAAAAAAAAAAAUGGUAAAAGGAAAAUUAAAAGUCGAAGAAAUCUCUCUUUUUCAAGGGUUUGUCCUUUCUUUUGUUAUAUUUUUUUUUCGUUUUUCCUAGCUUUACUUUACAUAAAGAAAAAAAGAACAUCAAUUCUGGGAGUACAAGAAAACUAUGGCCUAUGCGAUUGCGAAUUGGAAAAAUGUUUUUUUAUUAAAUAUGUGAAGAAUAAAAAAAAUAUGUAAUAUGAACAUCAUCAGCCUGGCUCAGGCUGUUCUUUUUAUUUUUGAAAUGAUGGGAUUGUAAUGAAAAA
Eutrema salsugineum is the source of this 1146-nucleotide messenger RNA. RefSeq lists its product as uncharacterized. NCBI's taxonomy places the organism in Eukaryota, Viridiplantae, Streptophyta, Magnoliopsida, Brassicales, Brassicaceae. The transcript has 2 exons. Bases 234 to 737 code for a protein of 167 amino acids. The record is from RefSeq and is a predicted model, not a curated record.